Molecule: messenger RNA, 1777 nt
Organism: Phytophthora infestans T30-4
Lineage: Eukaryota; Oomycota; Peronosporomycetes; Peronosporales; Peronosporaceae
Exons: 3
Coding region: 32-1777 (581 amino acids)
Biological process (GO): protein processing
Cellular component (GO): plasma membrane
Molecular function (GO): metalloendopeptidase activity
Source: RefSeq, a predicted model, not a curated record
CUAGUGUACUUCCGAAGUCCCCUUUACAACCAUGAGGCCAUUCGCUCCCACUGGCCUUGGACUGCUGCUCGCCUUCGCUCACAACGCAGCCGAUGCUGCUCUUCCAAAGGAAGGUGCGGCGUUGAUUGAUACGGCGGUGGACCCGUGUACCAAUUUCUACCAGUACGCGUGCGGGCAGUUUAACAAGACGGCAACGAUUCCGCAGGGUCAACGUCGCGCUGCCUACGGUUGGGACGAUCUCAAAGAUCUAGCGGAAGCCAUGUUCACGGCUAUUCUCGCUGAGAAACAACUACCCGUCCUCUCCGACUAUUACGCGUCGUGUAUAGACACCAAUACCAUUAACGCGCUCGGGAACAAGCCACUCCAAGCUCGACUCCAGCGCAUCGACGCCACCAAAAGCAAGGCCGACCUGAGUCACCUCGUUGGAGAGCUCGCUACCAGCUCAUCGUGGAUGUUUGUCGACGCGACCACAGGCUUUGGUGGAGCACCAUACGACACAGAACUGAUCAUAGAAAACCUCCAGCUGCCGUUUGACCAGACGGUCUGUCUGGAUGCCACCAAGCUGAGCGCCGAGCGUCCACGCAUGCGUGAGUACAUUGGUAAGGCGCUGACGCUCGCGGGUGUUAAGACAUCGAGCGGUAAGAGUGUCAACAUGACCGCGACGGCUGACAUGAUCAUCGAUACAUACAAGAAGUCGGUCGAUCUGCGACCGACCGACGAUGAACUCAACAACGACGACACUAUAUUAUCUCACAGUGAGCCACUGAAUCGCUACCCGCUGUCAUACAAGGGCAUGAUCGAGGGCACGGGGCUGAAGUGGAUGAACCGUGUCGAGAAGGAGCUUUGGGGGUCACUCUCGAUCGAAAAUCUCAAGCUCUUCUACACCUUUAUCGACGUGCACGGCAACCAGCAGUUCCUGAACGACGCACUUAGAAAGAAUGACGCUGACUAUUUUAAGUACGUCCCGGACAGCCGCGAUUCCUUUUGCAAAAAAGACGUGAUCGAUCGGAUGCCGCAUCUGGCCACCCAGUACAUUUACUCCCAAUAUUUUAGCGACGACCGUCGGGCGUAUCUGCAAAACAAGGCAGGUCUCAUCAAGCAGGAAAUGCAAACCGAACUCUCGAACGCCACUUGGCUGGACCCUUCGACACGCAAGGAAGCGAUCGCCAAAGUGGGUCGGGUCAUGACGCUUUUUGGCAAAUCCCCGGAAUAUUUCACCCCGCCAGUGAACGUCAAAGCCGCUACGUUCUUUGACAACGUCAUCGCGCCCAAGACGUGGAAUUUCCACAACGACUACUUUGCAAACGUCGGCAAGCAACCAGACCAGCAAAUCUGGACCCUCCACCCGACGAGGCUACUGGACAACGCCGCGUACAACUCGCGUGCGCGGCGCAUGAGCGACCAGUACAGCGCACAGGUGCUAUAUGACAACAACGGCAAACCGUUGGGCCACGAGGAUGGCAGCGCGUUGGUAGAGAAUAAUGUGCUUGUCAACAACGCUGUGAACCCUGCUCUCGUGGCGCUUCACAUGUGGAUGACAAAGAACCCUUCGUUCCCGACGAAGGGUUCCGCGGAUGAAGUGGAUAAGCUCUACUAUUUGUCGUAUGCCCAGACCUCUUGCUACAAAGGAACGGACGCAUGGCUUAAGGAUCAGCUCGCGAAUGGCGUCCCUGAGUUUACCAAUGUGCCCUUGAUGAACUCGAACGCGUUUGCGACUACGUUCGGGUACAAGGCCGGCACCAACAUGAACCCGGCCAAAAAGUGUCACGUUUGGUAG